UUUGAUAUUUUCUCCACAUUAUGUCGAUCUUUACUUAUUAUUAUUAUUAUUCUGUGUCUACAUGUCUACUACUGCUAACUAUCCUAUUGUUUGGCACUGAAAGAGCACAGUUGUCAUCGGCAUCGCAAUCGCUGAGAGGUGAUGUAAUCAAAUGUCAGAACGAAGGCGAAAGGGUACGGGUGUCGCUGUUAUCGGACGACCCGUGUAUUACAUGCAAAUGUUUCAACCGGGAGGUGGUCUGUCAGCGUGAGGUGUGCACCAACUAUAAGGGUUGUUAUCUACUGUAUUACGGCAAGAAUAGGACCUGUUGUGAUGUCUGUAAAGGCUGUCAAUACGAUGGCCAGUAUUACAAAAGUGGCGACAAAUUUGUCGACAGCGCCGACAAAUGCCGGACAGUUGUCUGCAAUUCCGGUGUUAUUACCAAAUAUACCAACUAUUGUCACAUUCCGUGUGAUAAUCCCAUCAAAAUCGAUGGCCAAUGUUGUCCGUCGUGCGCCAAAUGCGAGACCAAUGGCAACAACGGCAGACAAACUAUUGCCAGCAUCUAUAACGCCACCAUAACUGAUCCCUGUGUCAAGUGUGACUGUGUCGGCGGUAAUAUGAUCUGUACGAAACCGGCCUGUCCAGUGUUGCCCUGUCCACAAUCCAAAUGGUUUAUACCGCCCAACGAGUGCUGUCCCAUAUGUAAGGGUCACCGAAAAGUUCACGAUUUUGAGGGCAACUGUAUUAUGGGAUUAAAGACAUACAGAAAUGGACAGACCUAUGACUAUGACCAGUGCUCUACCUGUGUCUGCAAUUCAACAACAAAUAUCUGUGAACGACAAGUAUGUCCAACAUUGGACUGUCCGCCUAUGUAUCAGAUCACAGAGUUAGGCGAGUGUUGUCCAAAAUGUCACGAACCACAGGAAGUUCAAACUACUUGUUCAUAUCGGGGAAAGGAGUAUAAGACGGGCGAAAAAUGGAUGUUAAACAAGUGCUCGGAGUGUUCGUGCGUUAACGGAGAGGUCAGAUGUAAGGCCAAGACCUGCGACAAAGAUCUGGUUUGUCCCAAACGAUACAAACUGAUCCGUCUAAGUGGUGACUGUUGCCGAUCGUGUGUUGAGGAGGAUGCCGUCUGCAAGAUAACCAACAAUCUGACACACUAUCAGACAUUUGAUGGCCGAGAGUAUAACUACAGCGGUAAAUGCAAUUACAUAUUGGCCAGGGAUUGCACUAAUAAGGCCUUUUCCGUACAUAUUGUCAACAAAUAUCAUAAUAAAACAAAUAAUACGGAAUUCAAGAAUAAUAGUUCGUUUUUUACCGGAUCGACAAUUAUGGUUAAAAUAGACGAUAUUAAAGUACGUUUGGGACAGUCGGCCAAAGUGACAGUUGGCCGUAAAAGAGUACGUUUGCCACACAUUAGAUUAGGCAUACUAUCGGUGGUUCAAGAGCUCAAUAAAGUGAUCAUCAGAGCUAAUAUUGGUAUUAAAGUGAUUUGGGAAUCGGGAAACUCGGUUGAAAUACUGGUUCCGCCGGAGUUUAAAUCAAAAACGUGUGGCCUCUGCGGCAACUAUAACAACGACCCGAAUGACGACUUUCUUACUAAAAGAGGCAAAAUCUAUACAGAAGUCAAUCAGUUUAUCCAUUCGUGGAAAGUCGGAAAAAAUGUCAUUUGCGAGUCAGCAGUCAUGGAGUCGAUGACAAAAUCGAUGAAAAGUCGACUGAAAUGCGGAUUCAAAGACUGGGAACAAAGACAUAAUGCCAUCAAUACGUGUAAUAUWCUUAAGUCAGCCCUAUUCAGACAGUGUCACACUUCUGUCAGUAUAACACCAUAUUUCGGGAAGUGCUUAUCGGAUGUCUGUUCGUGUCAUAAGAAUAAUGUCUGUCAUUGCACUGCAAUCCAGUCGUAUGCAAAUCAAUGCCAAAAGUUAGGCUUUUAUAGYCAACACUGGAAGAAAAAAAUCUUAUGCGACGCAAUGAAAUGUCCGUCGGGAUCGACAUUCUCGACGUGUACCUCACAGUGCAAGAGGACGUGUCAAAACAGUCCCAAUAAUAAUAAUAAUAAUACUAUUAUUGAUAAUAAUAAUAAUACUCAUGAGAGGUCCAAUUGUCGAAAACGAAAGUGUCGACCUGGAUGCGAGUGUCCAAUUGGCCAGGUAUGGCAUAAUGGACAGUGCAUCUAUAAACAACUGUGUCCGCGAGUUGUAAAUAAUAAUAAUAAUAAUACUUAUAAUAACAAUAAUAAUGUUACCAUCACUGGUGAGGAUGCGGCACAAGAGUCCAGCGGAUCUAUCAUUAAUGAUAAUAUACUGGUGAAAGACGAACAAAUUGUUGACAACUAA
This is a messenger RNA of Oppia nitens, 2321 nucleotides long. RefSeq names its product BMP-binding endothelial regulator protein-like. Gene Ontology annotation, molecular function: protein binding. The transcript has 9 exons. The record is from RefSeq and is a predicted model, not a curated record. NCBI's taxonomy places the organism in Eukaryota, Metazoa, Arthropoda, Arachnida, Sarcoptiformes, Oppiidae. Bases 21 to 2321 code for a protein of 766 amino acids.